CUUUAGCUUUGUCCAAGUCGAUACGAGUAUGCCGCGAGAGAGCUAUACGCCCGAGGACAUUUUGGACCUCGAGACGCCGACCAAGUCGUUUCUGUGCCCGAUGAGCGCCAACGUCUAUGGCAUCGACUUUCUCAAGUUCCAGAUCAUCGACUACGACACGAAGCGCAAGAUCUUCCAGGUCGGCCGCGACUGCCCGCCCCGUGCAGCCGCCAAGAUCGAUUUCUCCCAGCCAUUGGAUGAAGAUUCGUUUCGAAAGAUUCGAUACGAGUUCUCGGACGACGUGCUGCGGCUGCCCUCGAUCAUGACGUCGCUCGAGUUCUGCGUCGGGCCCAAGGAGGUCCACAACUUUCGCAUGAUCGAGCGCCACUAUUUCCGCGACGAGCUCAUCAAGUCGUAUGACUUCACCUUUGGCUUUUGCAUUCCGAGCUCGACCAACACGUGGGACGCGAUCUACUCGGUGCCAUCGCUGGACGAAGACCUCAUCCAAGACAUGGUUGCGAACCCGUAUGCGACCGUCUCGGACAGCUUUUACUUUGUCGGCGACGAGCUCAUCAUGCACAACAAGGCCGAGUACAAGUACAUCCUCGAAGACCGCGCGCAGAGCAAGCGCUCGUACUACGACAGCGAUGACGACGACGCAAAGGACGCCAAAGGCGCCAAGGCCGGCGACGCCAAACGCGCGAGCGCCAAGGAGACCAAGUGGUCAAAGGAAGACGACUACGACGCGUAGAGGCGCCGUGUAUUACAUCAUUCCUAACGACGUCUGCCUAAUCCAAUUCGUCACUUGUCGAGUCAAGCGAGGCGU
This is a messenger RNA of Saprolegnia parasitica CBS 223.65, 805 nucleotides long. RefSeq lists its product as hypothetical. Gene Ontology annotation, biological process: lipoprotein transport; cilium assembly. Gene Ontology annotation, cellular component: cilium. Bases 29 to 730 code for a protein of 233 amino acids. The transcript is spliced from 3 exons. The record is from RefSeq and is a predicted model, not a curated record. Gene Ontology annotation, molecular function: lipid binding. Lineage: Eukaryota; Oomycota; Saprolegniomycetes; Saprolegniales; Saprolegniaceae.